Striga asiatica is the source of this 1326-nucleotide messenger RNA. NCBI's taxonomy places the organism in Eukaryota, Viridiplantae, Streptophyta, Magnoliopsida, Lamiales, Orobanchaceae. The record is from the annotation of a GenBank genome assembly.
AUGUUCGCAAUUCUCCUAGGCAGACGACUCAGGCUUCCACCGGAGCUCUCUAUUUUGGCUGCCCGUCAAAUUUCGGUUUCUGAAAAUGCGGUCUUCUCCAAGCCGUUCACUACCGGGAAACCACCGCAAGGUGUUCGCGAAGAUGACACUGAGAAAUCCUUUACCCUCUCCUACCUCGUCAGCUCAUGCGGGUUGGCUCCAGACGUCGCCGUCCGUGCCUCCAGUAAACUCCAGCUGAAAUCGCCUGAAAGAACAGACGCGGUCUUGAAUCUCCUCAGAGAGUACGGAUUCACGGCCGCCAACAUCUCUGCAGUGGUCACCCGGUGGCCGAACGUUCUCUCUGCCUGCCCAGAAAAAACCCUUUUGCCCAAGCUCCAAUUUUUCGCCUCAUUCGGCAUCCCUCUCCCCAUCCUGGCCAGCAGGCUGUCCCGGAACCCUACCAUCUUAAGGUGCAGCCUGAAGAAGUCAAUCAUCCCCUUAUUCGAUUUCCUGAAAAACCUGCUGGGGUCGGAUAAGGGGGCCGUUCAAGUCUUUAUACAGGCUCCCCAGUUCUUCAGCUGGAGCCGGGCUAAUGACAUCUCAGCCAACCUCUCGUUUCUAGCAGCCCGUGGGGUCCCCCGGCCAUCUCUCGUGUCACUGGUCAAGUACGAGCUAACAAUGCUCAUGGUUCCUCAGGAAAAGUUAUCCUUGUGUGUGGAUCGAGCAAUAGAAAUGGGGUUUGACGUGUCCAAUUAUGCAUUUGUGAAGGCCACUCGGGUUUUUCUGGGUUUUGAUGAGUCGGCACUUGAGCGCAAGAUGGAGGUUUAUAGAAAGUGCGGCAUGUCUGAAUCCGACAUCAGGACCGCCUUUCUGAGUCAGCCGCACUGUAUGGCCUUGUCCGAGAAGAAGAUUUUGGAAGGUAUGGGUUUUCUGGUUGAUAAAUUAGGGUGGGCACCAGGUGACGUGGCACGGUGCUCUUGGCUCCUUGGGUACAGCUUCGAAAAGAGAAUGAAGCCAAGGUGGGCGGUUGCUGAAGUUUUGAGUGGGAAGGGGCUGAAGAAUGUGGCUAUCACAACUUUGCUAACGAUGUCCGAGAAGGUUUUCUUGAAGACCUAUAUCGAGAAGUACAAGAAGGAUGUUCCCGAACUUGUGGACAUUUAUCGAGAACAGUAUUCUGAUGAGUUGAUUGAUGGUUGUGUUUCAGCACUAUACAAACUUGUUAGUUAUCUUGAUGCACUCUCUACAGGUUACGCUGUAGAGAGUGUAUUUGAAGUUGAUGCUGUAUUUGAAGUUGAUGCUGAUGUAAUUCUACAGGUUACGCUGCGUUUCUUUCCGUGGAUAGUAUAA